Molecule: messenger RNA, 8355 nt
Organism: Bacillus rossius redtenbacheri
Lineage: Eukaryota; Metazoa; Arthropoda; Insecta; Phasmatodea; Bacillidae
Exons: 14
Coding region: 124-7272 (2382 amino acids)
Biological process (GO): response to oxidative stress
Molecular function (GO): peroxidase activity; heme binding
Source: RefSeq, a predicted model, not a curated record
GCUUCGGCCUCAGUCAGUGAAGCCGACCCACAGCCGACGGUGCGCAUUUCCCAGACAGCAGCGGCCAUUCUCUCGCUGAGGAGCAUCUUCACCCGGCCUCCACAUCUGCAUGUGGACGGCGCCAUGACGACGGAGAGAACCCCGCUCGUGGUGAGCGAGCCGGUGCCCAACUAUGUGUUCAUGACCAAGCCCAACCGCGUGCACCGCAGAAGGAAGCAGCAGCUGCACUGCUGGCUCUGCGCGGCCGUGCUGACCGUCUUCACGGUCGCCAUGGUGAUCCUGGUGUCCUUCUACAACAACCACGUGCCCGAGACGGACGACUUGAACCCGGCCAGCCCGGCGCCGCCGGAGCUCAACACCAUCAUGGCCCUGCGGUGGCCGCUCGCAGACAAGCCGGCCGCCGCGUGGGCCGGGGAGGCGGUGGACGCCGCCAAGCUGGAGGCGGCGGUGGAGGCGGGCAAGCAGGCGCUGCUGGUGCGCCAGGGCAUCGAGAGCGCCGCGCCGACCCUCAGCGUCGCCUCGGCGUCCUUCCGCCACCAGCGGUCCGUGCGCACGCUCAAGCGCGCCGACCAGCUCGCCAAGGCCGGCUACAUCCUGGGCGCCGCCACCAGGGCCAUCGUCAUCAGCACCGACAGGGACCGGGUCGGCGGGUCCGUGGGCAAGGGCCCCACGAUCCACGCCGACUGGCUGCCCGAGGACGUGUGCGCCGACGGCCCGGCGGUGCUGCCCUCCUGCCAGGCCUCGCCCUACCGGUCUCCCGACGGCUCCUGCAACAACCUGCUGCACCCUCACAAGUGGGGCGUGGCCAUGCGGCCCUUCAGGAGGGCCAUGCCGCCCGACUACGCCGACGGUGUGUCGGCCCCCCGGGUGGCCUCCGACGGCGGCCCGCUGCCGACGGCGCGCCAGGUCAGCGUGACGGUGCACCGGCCUCUCUACCAGAACGACCCCGACUUCACCGUCAUGCUCGCCGUGUGGGGCCAGUUCCUCGACCACGACAUCACCGCCACGGCGCUCAGCCAAGCGGAAGGCGGCAAGGCCAUAUCGUGCUGCCAGAGCGCGGCGGGCGUGAAGCAGCACCCCGAGUGCUUCACGGUGACCCUGGGCUCCGGAGACCCCUACUACAACCAGUGGAACGUGACCUGCAUGGAGUUCGUGCGCUCCGCGCCGGCGCCCACCUGCCACUUCGGUCCUCGGGAGCAGCUGAACCAGGCCAGCGCCUUCAUCGACGGCUCCGUGGUGUACGGCACGACGGAGGCGCAGACGGCGAAGCUGCGGGCGGCGCAGGGCGGCGAGCUGCGCAUGUUGGAGACGGUGGACGGCCGCGAGCUGCUGCCCAUGUCCUCCGACCCGGACGACGGCUGCAACCAGGCGGCGGAGAGCGCCAAGGGCCGCUACUGCUUCGACUCGGGCGACCCGCGGGCCAACGAGAACCUGCACCUGACGACGAUGCACCUGCUGUGGGCGCGCCAGCACAACCGCCUCGCGCGCAAGCUGGCCGCCCUCAACCCGGGCUGGACGGACGAGCGCCUGUUCCAGGAGUCGCGCAAGAUCCUGGCCGCCCAGAUGCAGCACAUCACCUACAGCGAGUUCCUGCCCAUCCUGCUGGGGAAGGACUUGAUGAACAAACUGCACAUGUCGCUCAAGCCGGUGGGCUACACCUACAACUACAACUCUUCGGUCGACCCGAGCAUAGCCAACAACUUUGCCACGGCUGCAUUCCGCUUCGCCCACACCUUGCUGCCGGGCCUCAUGAAGAUGCUGGGCAACGACACCAAGAGCGAGUCGUACGUGGAGCUUCACAAGAUGCUGUUCAACCCGUUCAGCCUGUACGUGCCGGGGCAGAUGGACUCGACGCUGCGCGGAGCCAUGGUCACCAUGGUGCAGAAGUUCAACCCCCACUUCACCAACGAGAUCACGGAGCACCUUUUCGAGAGGUCCGUGGAGCCCAACGUGCCGUUCCCGUGCGGCCUGGACCUGGUGUCGCUGAACAUCCAGCGGGGUCGCGACCACGGGCUGCCCAGCUACCCCUACUGGAGGGAGCACUGCGGCUUCGCGCGGCCCAAGACCUUCAAAGACCUGCACGGGAUUAUGGACCCCGACUCCGUGGACCACAUCACGACCAUCUACAGAUCCGUCGAUGACGUGGACCUGUACACCGGCGCGCUCUCCGAGUACCCCAUCGAGGGAGGAGUUCUGGGUCCCACCGUCACCUGCCUCCUCACCGACCAGUUCGUGAGGCUCAAGUUCGGCGACAGAUACUGGUACGAGACGGCGCAGCAGCCGCAGGGUUUCACUCCUGAACAACUGCACGAGAUCCGUAAGACAAGCUUGGCUGGCGUGAUCUGCGACACCUCGGACAACAUAGAAAGAGUGCAGCCCCAGGUGAUGCGCAGCACAAAAGCGGGCAACUUGCCCGUGUCUUGCGCGGGUGACUCUCUGCCACGUCCCAACCUCAACCUCUGGAAGGAAGAAGGCGGCAGCUUCAUUCGCCCUGGUGUCACUCAUCUCGGCUUGGGGGCUGCCAUCAGUAUCCCUAAGAUUAUCAAUCCAGCAAUUCCAAGAAGCAUCAGAAUAAUCGGAAGUGUGUCAGAAUCAAGCUUCACGACUGUAGGUGGAUAUAGCUCACUAAAGUUUCCCUUGGCCAUUCCAGUUGAUCCAUUUGAUUCAGUGGCUCCUCCUGGAUUCGUCACCCCAGCUUACCCUCCAACAUAUGGUCAUGGUAUUCAGUGGGAUGGAUCUAUAAGUAGCUUGUCUUUGACACGAAAAUUAACAUUGCGGGCAUCUUUCUCCUUACCAAAAUACAUUCAUGGUCAUGGCAUGUUGAAUCACUCUGUUCUGUGGUUGAAUGGUGGGAUAAAUGCUGAAAUAACAUCUUCCUUAAACAGCACUGGGGAAUUCCUACUACCUGUCACUGGCAUUUACUCAUCUCCUGUUUACUUUCAAGAGAGAGACGAAUUUGUUGACCUGAAAAUACUUGCCAAACCAUUGACAAUAAAUGAUUUGGGUAUCGGUGGAGAUUUCACACCUUAUCCAAGUGUUAACCCGAGCCCGUUUACAACCAAAGCACCUCUUAUCCUCCUUGGAUCUUACUCAGCAAGCCGAAAAUUUUUUGUUUGGUCAGGUAAUGUGACUUUAGUAGUGUCACUGCCCAGACUUGAAGCAUCAAAUGAAGAACCCACCAUAGAAGAAAACCAGUCUGUAGCAAACAUUGUACUUGAACCAGAGGUCGAACCAAAUGUAAGAAAAAAUACUCUUGCAACAGUGCCAGUGAUAGGUACAGUAGUAAAGGCUUCAGUCACAGUGGGGGGAUCGACAGUAACACCUUCCUUCCCUGUCGCUAUACCAGCCCAUCCAUUUGACGAUGUGAUUUCGACAUAUACAGUAAACAGUAUUAUUGAUGGCUUUCCACCAAUAUACUUUAGUGGAAUAGCAUGGGAAGGAAAAAUCAGCUCUCUUGGCCUUGGAAAAGGUGUCCAAGCAACUGGUCACUUUGCUGUCCCCAAAUAUGAACAUGGGCCUGUGUAUGGAAAUUUUUCUGUCCAGUGGCUUAAUGGAGACUUUUCUUUCGAAUUCCAACCUCAAUUUUCAUUAUUUCCUGGUGCAUUUCCUGCAAUAGAGGGCACAUUUUUAUCACCUCUUUACUUUCAGGAAAGAAAAGAAUUUCUGUACUUACGGAAUGAAUCUGUCACUACUCCUACUGUACCUGAAAAAUUAUAUACUUCAAAUCCAUCUAUAAAUGUGGGACCGAUAACACCAAAGGUUCCUGUCAGUUUGCUAGGAGCUUAUUCGCUAGAUAAAUCUGUAUUUUGGUGGUCUGGUAACAUAUCAAUUCAUAUGCAGUACCCAUCAGUUUCUGAUAUAGAAGAUACUGUCUCUACUGUUCAAGAAAGUGCUGUGGAUGUUGAAACACCUGCAUCAUUUGGAAAAAUUCAAAGUAAAAAGAAGCCAGUUUCUAUAACAGUUAAAUCUGGUACACUGCAGGCAAAUCUUUUGAAUUCUAAGAGUCCUGAUUUCACAUGGAAUGGUAAAUUUCCUGUCACCAUCCCAUAUCCAUUUUUUGAUAGAAAAUUGGUAAAUGGUGUGGAAAAGAACGAGGCAUUCAUAAAAUUCGAACAAGGCAUAUCAUGGAGCGGUUCAGUCACUGGAAAUGUUGUAUCUGGUUAUACUUUGGAUGGAACAUUUUCUUUAACACGAUUCUUACACAGUAAUAUAACUUUUGGAUUUGGCUUGCAGUCAUGGAGUGGGAAAUUUUCUUUGGAAUUUGAUAGCACUGAACCCACAAUAACAAAUUUAAUCAAUCCAGGAGUCACUCAUUCAUCUCCUGUGUAUUUUAAGACAGCACCUUUUGUGCCUGUUGCCGAGGAAUUUCCUGGAGGGACAACUGGAGCUGGUAGUUUGCCUGUCUUUGCACCCCUCAUUCUUCUUGGGGAUUUUGCUUUGGAUAAAAGUUAUUUCCAGUGGUCAGGUAAAGCCAUUCUCCUUCUACCAUCUACGCCUUUCGUAGCCAAGGUACAAAUGAUGAAAGGAGAACAGUCCCAGUCACUAGAAGAUGAGAGUGUAAACUCAAAAAUAUCUGUACGAGGAAGUUUGCCAAUAAUAGCAUCUGUUGUAAAAGGUUAUGUGACGUCGGGUUGGUCAUCAUGGUAUCCAUCUUUCCCAGUUGCUAUACCUGCUCACCCUUUUGAUGCUAUUUCUACUGAAUUGUCAGGAAGUACACCAUUGAAUCUUAUUCCUCCAGUCUAUGGUAAAGGAAUUGUAUGGGAAGGAAAAUUGAGUACACCUUAUUCCGAUGGAAAUAUUUAUGCAAAUGGAAAAUUUUCUAUGCCUAAAUUCGUACAUGGUACUGGAGGAUUGCUAAACUUCUCGCUGGAGUGGCUUAAUGGUGACUUUGAAUUUCAGUUCAAACCAUUAAUGAACUUAUUUUCACCAACUUUACCAGCCAUAGAUGGUAUAAUUUCUUCGCCAGUUUACCUUCAGGAAAGAAAAGAACUUUUAUACCUUAAAAACCUUACAACACCUGUCCCAAAAAUAUUUACCGGUCCAUACGACUCAUUUCCUACAAUAAAGGCAGGACCGAUAUUGCAAAAAGUUCCUGUAGGUUUGAUUGGAUCAUAUUCUUUGGACAAAACUAUAUUUUGGUGGUCUGGAAAUGUCUCUAUUUUAUUAAAAUAUGUGCCUAUCUCUCCAUUUUCUGACAUCAUUAACAUAAAAGAAACUUCUGUAACACCGAAAUCUAAGAAACCUGUUGUAACCCCAAAGGUCCUAAAAACACCAAUUGCAUUCACUGUAAAUACUGGUUCAAUAGAAGCCAGUUUGUUAAAUUCGAACAAGGUUGAUCUUGUAUGGGAUGGAAAAUUCCCUGUUGAAAUACCCUACCCUUUCUUUGAUAGGAAAGUUGCAAGCACUGCAACGGAACCAUCACUUACUGUUAGCAAAGGAAUUACAUGGAGUGGAACAGUAACAACAAUUUCUCCUUCUGAAGCAAAACUUCAAGGUACAUUCUCUUUAUCGAGAUUUGUGCACAAUAGUCUGAGUUAUAGCUUUGGUAUAGAAUCAUGGAGUGGAAAAUUCAACCUGGACUUGGGCAUUAGCAGUAAUAUAUCAGUUGAAAGUUUUAUCAAUGCAAAUGUAUUGUAUUCUUCUCCUGUGUAUUUCAAAACUAUUCCUUUGACACCAUUUUAUGAAAUGGCUUCUACUGCAAUGGAAGAUGGAUUGGUAAGUGCACCUUCAGUUGCACCUCUUGUUCUUUUGGGGACCUUCUCUCCAGGAAAAACUUCAUUUUUAUGGUCCGGAAAGGCCAUAAUCAUGCUCCCAUCAUUGGUUGACACACCUUCCCUAACUGUGAAAGCUGCUAAAGCAAAGGCUAAAACCACAACCCCAAAACCAAAACCCAAGGAUCCAACGGAGCUGGGGGAUAAUGUACCAAUAAUGGGAACUGUUGUACAAGGUACAGUAAUGGUAACUGGUGGUUCUGAUUGGACACCAAAUUUCCCGGUAGCCAUUCCUGCUAAGCCAUUUGAUGCUGUUGUCAGAGAGUAUUCCUCUGAAACUUCAUCACCUGUCUUACCACCCAUAUUUGGCAGUGGUAUCCUUUGGCAAGGUCAGAUCAACUCGCCUUCUGCUGAUGGUCUAGUUUAUGCAUCAGGACAUUUUUCAAUGCCUAAGUAUAUUCAUAGCUUCGGGUAUUAUAACUUCUCUCUUGAGUGGUUGAAUGGAGAUUUCUCUUUCCAAAUACAACCAUUAUUUAAUUUGCUAUCUACAACCAUGCCUCAAAUUGGUGGUUCAUUCUCAUCGCCAGUAUAUUUUCAAGAGCGGAAAGAAUAUUCAUACUUAAAAGAUAUUCCUACAACCUCAGUGUUGUCGUUUAAUGGUCCUUAUUCAGAUGACCCUUCUGUAGAUGCUGGUACAAUGACUCAAGAGGCGCCAAUUGUUUUGCUUGGGACAUUCUCCAAUGACAAAUCUAUAUUUUGGUGGUCAGGAAGCAUCUUACUACAAAUGAAAUACAAGCUCGCUGCUGACUUUACUAACCAAAACCUUUUGAAUUUGAAAGUUUCUCAGGCAGCGGCAAGCUCGGCGAAAGGGCCAAAAAGCUUUCUGAAUUUUACUGUAUCAUCUGGUUCACUUUACGCUAGUGUUUUGAAUUCUACAGACGCUCCUUUUGAAUGGGAUGGCUCUCUGCCAGUCACAUUGCCAAAUCCAUUUUUUGACGUAGUAGUGAAGAGCACGUUUGGUGUUCAAGCUGCCAAAGGAGCCAAACCUGCUGCUGGUGGAUUCAUAAAGUAUGGUCAAGGUAUCUCUUGGAGUGGUGAACUCUUAGGAAAUGAAACAGAUGGGUACUCUAUUCAAGGUACGUUCUCAUUUGCGAGAUUUCUUCAUGGGAAUGUGACUAAAGGUUUUGCUGUUGAGACCUGGACUGGUAACUUCUCGUUCGAUAUUGAAGACAUUAAGUCCAAUGUUUCGCUUGAGACUUUAUUCACGCCCGAUUCCAAAUUUUCCUCUCCCAUGCUUUUCAAACCACUUAUAGUUGAAAUGGCUUCUGGUGCAGGAGACUCGGGAGCUUAUCCAGGAGCUGAUGCAGGAAAGGACAAAGGAGGAAAAGGGGGCAAGGGAAAGAUUCCAGCCAAAGACAAGCCAGGGAAAGAUGGUGGAAAAAGCAAAUUCGCCCCUGUUGCGAUGAUGGCUCCCAUAACACUCCUAGGAGAUUUGUCAGAAGACAAAACGUCUUUCACAUGGGGUGGUAGUGUUUCUUUGCAGCUGCCAGCAACCAAGUAACUAACUUAAGUAGUUUAUUAUUUGUGUUGACUUCACUCUUGCCUUACAUGCACUUACAAUUCCUUUAGUUUCCAAGCAAGGAUUUGUGGAUAAGUGCAGAAAUAUGUAGAUAACAUAUUAUGUAUGAAGUGUAUAGAAGUGAAAUAAAUAAUGGAUGUAGCCUGUGUUUAGUCCUCAUUUAAACAAUCUGUCGCCUUCUCGUCCAAAGUCAUUUUAUGGCUGUAAAGUAAAUUCUGCCAGAUUUGUGUUCAGGGACUCAAAUAUAGACUGAUAUCUUUGAAUGAAGUAAGGUAUUCCUUACAGCAUCCUGCAAAUGAUUUAAAAGGUAGAAUAGAACUUACUGUGAAUUUAAUUUAACGAUCUUUUUUUUAAAAUUAAGGUAUAGUAUAAGUUAACAUUAAAAUAUCUAGUUUCAGAUGAACUUUUAUUGUGAUAUAUUAAUUAAUUAUACAUUAAUUAACAUUUUUAUAGAUAAAAUGUCAACUAGUUUUAUAAUGUGUAUUUGUAAUGUUAUGUUUUUAUUCAUCCUGUCUCUACUUUCUAUAUAGCCAGAGUAACCUUCGAUUUUUUUAAAUAAGUAAUUGCAUUUAUCCCCGUGUUACUAGAUACAAUUUAUCUCUGAACUUAAUAGAUAAUAUUGUGUACUGGACAUAUACAUUUAUCUUAAAAUAAUUCAAGGGUGUCUCGGGGUUAAACAUAAAAUUGUACUUAUUUGUACUUUAUCAGUUGUCUUCAUUUGUUUUUAUUAAUGCUUUAAUUAAUUUGUUAAUAAACCAUUUAGGCGUGUUCAAAAUUCUCUUUUAUAUAUAUAUAAAUUUCUGUAAUAGUUGUGUCUUACUUUUACUCGCAAUUAAAUUUACCUCUCAUCAUAUUUUUAUUAUUUAAAUAUUUUAAUGUACUUUGAGUUGUUUUUCGUGUUAUUUGUGUUCACGGUAAUGACCUAUGUGAAAUACCAGCUACGCACGUUUUCAUGUAGUCGGUGUAACUCAGAAAUGUAAAAUGUUAGAAAUAUUUUCGUAAAACUUUUGUAAGUUUGGCAGUUUUAAUAAAAUGUUAAAUUAAACAUCUGAAAGUUUUUUUUAU